UAAAUGAUGUCACUUUAUAAAAAGGCUGUCACAGCAAGAAUGUAGGUGGCCCCCCAAAACAGCAGCAGGGAGAUAACGGCGGUAAAACUCACACAUAUCACUACCGCGCUUCAGUGAAAUAGUCCGGUACUUUACUUGGAAAGUCUCCGCUUCUCAUUUCACCAGUUCUCAACAAGGGAAAAGCCUUCCACGGCCACUGUAGGAGUUUAUUCUUGUGCCUCAUGGCUGCGGUUCUUGGAAACAGCACCCGAACUGUGGGAACUUCAGAUUGUGAGCUGAGAAGCCAGUUCAAAAGGAGAAGGAGGAGGUCGACAAGAAAAGAGAGAACAAGUAUGUUGUCAUCUUUCAUCGGCCCCAUGAAGUUUAGAGAUAUUGGGACAACAACAUCAAGAGACCAUGGAGACACUUCAAGUACCAGCAGCGUUGAGGUGAAGGAGAACCGCGACAGCAGAAACCAAGUGGACUAUUCCACCAUACUACAACUUGGACAUCAUCCAUCAUCAGCUCUUUGCACUGACAUCUCCAAAAGAAAGACGACAGUGGACUGUACCAUGGUACCUGCACAUCAUCCAUCAGCUCUUUACACUGACAUCUCCAGAGGGCUCUCCAGGACUACUGCUCUACAGAGGAAGCAGCCAUUGGUAGAAGGAAAAGACAGGCUUCUCUACGAACUCCAAUUGAUCUGUAAGAGGACGGCCCAUUGUCUCACGUCAGAUAGCGCCACGACUCCGUCUGCACGGUGGGUUGGGGGACGAGCGUCGCGUGGGAGUGAUGCCACCUGUCAGAAGACAAUGAUGACUUCCUGGUCUGUCACAAAGAAGAAUGCCCUGGUGCAUUUGAAUGAGCUGAGACCAGGUCUACAGUAUGAGAUAGUGUCUCAGACAGGGCCAGUUCACGCCCCUGUGUUCGCUGUAGGAGUAGAGGUCAACGGUCUCAGGUUCGAGGGCCGAGGCCCCACCAAGAAGAAGGCUAAGAUGAGGGCAGCAGAGCUUGCUCUUAGGUCCUUCAUCCAGUUCCCCAACGCCCAUCAGGCUCACAUCACCAUGGGAAACCUCAACUUCAUCAACACCACAGCAGCAACAGACUUCACCUCAGAUCAGGCCGAUCUCGUCCCCGACACGCUCUUCAAGGAGUUUCAGCCAGAAGCACAGGAAGACCAAAUCUUUAAUCACAGAACAGGGGGAAAGGAGUUGCAGUUCGAGGAACCACCAGCACAAGCACAACUCUACAGAACAGUGAAAAAGGGACAGGAGUUGCUCUCCAGUAUCUGUAACCAUGGGAGACUAGUGCGCCUGACCCUUGACCUGAUGUCCUCAGACAAUCAGAAGAGGCAGAGGAUCGGUUCCGCUAUCGUCGGGGAACUGAGGCCUGUGGCUCUGCUCAAUGAGUUAAUGCCAGGCUUGAGGUACGUCUGCCUGACAGAGAGAAAGAAAGGCAGGCCGAUCAGGAGCUUUGUGAUGGCAGUACGGGUGGAUGGAAGGGUAUUUGAGGGCUGUGGGCGCAGUAAGAGGCUGGCUAAAGCCGAGGCAGCAGCCUCAGCCCUACAGGACCUGUUUAACAUCAGUCUGGGUCCUGAGAGGAGCAUCAGCAAUACUGCCAGCUGGGCCAAAUGUGCACAGCUACCUCAGUGCUUUGCAGAGUAUAUCUUCCACUUGGUGAGAGAGAAACACAGUGAGCUGGCUGACUGUUGCUGCACUACCUCCCAGUCGCACAGACGUCACAAAGUACUGGCAGGCAUCGUAAUGACCAAAGGUUUUGAUCUGAGGCGAGCCCAGGUGGUGUCUUUGGGGACAGGGACCAAGUGUAUCAGUGGAGAGUGUGUCAGUGACCAGGGCUGGGCGGUUAAUGACUGCCAUGCUGAGGUCACCACCAGGAGGGCUUUCCUCCGCUUCCUCUAUGCCCAACUGGAGCUCUUCCUCUGCAACCGGCCAGGCAGUUUGGAGCAGUCGAUUUUUGUGCGAGACAAAGAGUCAGUAUACAGACUGAGAGACGGUAUUCUGUUCCAUAUGUAUGUGAGUUCAUCGCCCUGCGGGGACGCACGCCUCAACUGUCCCUACGAGAUCACAGCUACACACCAGAGCGGGUAUAGAUUUGUGAGGAAGUUGCGCUGCCAUCUGAGGAUGAAGAUGGAAGGCGGUGAGGGUACACUUCCUGUCAGCGUACUGAGAGCCAAUCAGAAAUGGGACAGGGGGUUGCCGAGGGAACCUCCCGUAACCAUGUCCUGCACAGAUAAAAUUGCCAGGUGGAAUAUUCUAGGUCUCCAGGGCUCUCUCCUGUCUCACCUGGUGGAGCCGGUGUACCUCCACAGCCUCACAGUGGGCAGCCUGUGCCACACGGGUCACCUGGGGAGGACCAUGGCACGACGCAUGGGGCACAUCGCCCCUCUGCCCUCGUCCUAUAGACGCAACAAGCUACUGCUCGGCUGCCUGAGCAGUAGUGAAGGUCGGCAGCCAGGGAAGUCCCCCAGCUUCAGUGUGAACUGGAGUGCUGGAGACGGAGAGCUGGAGGUGGUGGAUGUCUCCACUGGCAGGAAAGACUCAGGGACACCAUCCAGACUCUGCAAGAGAUCCUUCUUCACUCGCUGGGAGAGACUACACCACCAGCUUAGCAGUCCAGGAGGAGUAUUGGAUGUAGAGGAGUCCCUAUUUCUUAUGUCAGAUAGCACAACGACUCUGUCUGCACGGUCGGUUGAGGGACGAGUGUCGCCUAGGAAUGACGACACCUGUCGGAAGACAAUGGAGGAGGCCAUGAAGACGUACUGUGGAGCUAAGAUGGCAGCAGGCGCCUACCAGAGAGCCAGGCAGAAGUUUGUCGUCUCGCUGCAGGAGGCAGGUCUGGGCAUCUGGAACAGGAAACCACCAGAACAGGAGCAUUUCCAGAGCAGGGUGUGAGGGGUUCUUCUAGAAGAAGCAGUCCAGGGAAUUUUCUUUAGCCAAAUUCCCUCACACACAGACACACACACCGCAGACUCAGACACACACACACAAGCUGUUCCAAUCAUGGUAACUAAGAGGUUGUAAAAUAGAAUGUCACCACGAUAGGAACAGCACAUAGUGCUUUCGGGAAAGUAUUCAGACCCUUUGACUUUUUCCACAUUUUAUUACGUUACAGCCUUAUUCUAAAAUGAUUUAAAUAAAUAAAAAUCCUCAGCAAUCUACAGACAAUAACCCAUAAUGACAAGGCAAAAACAGGUUUUAGAAAUUGUUGAAAAUUUAUGAAAAAUAGAAACAGAAAUACCUUAUUUACAUAAGUAUUCAGACCCUUUGCUAUGAGAUUCGAAAUUGAGCUCAGGUGCAUCCUGUUUCUACAACUUGAUUGGAGUCCACCUGUGGUAAAUUUAAUUGAUUGAACAUGAUUUCGAAAAGGCACACACAUGUCUAUAUAAGGUCCCACAGUUGACAGUGCAUGUCAGAGCAAAAACCAAGUCAUGAGGUCGAAGGAGUUGUCCGUAGACCCCCGAGACAGGAUUGUGUCGAGGUACAGAUCUGGGAAAGGGCACCAAAACAUUUCUGCAGCAUUGAAGGUCCCCAAGAACACAGUGGCCUCCAUCAUUCUUAAAUGAAAGAAGUUUGGAACCACCAAGACUCUUCCUGGAACUGGCCACCCGGCCAAACUGAGCAAUUGGGGGAGAAGGGCCUUGGUCAGGGAGGUGACCAAGAACCCAAUGGUCAACCUGACAGAGCUCUAGAGUUCCUCUGUGGAGAUGGGAGAACCUUCCAGAAGGACAACCAUCUCUGCAGCACUCCACCAAUCAAGCCUUUAUGGUAGAGUGGCUUGACGGAAGCCAAUCCUCAGUAAAAGGCACAUGACAGCCCGCUUGGAGUUUGCCAAAAGGCACCUAAAGACUCAAAAACAAGAUUCUCUGUUCUGAUGAAACCAAGAUUGAACUCUUUGGCCUGAAUACCAAGCGUCAUGUCUGGAGGAAACCUGGCACCAUCCCUAUGGUGAAGAUUGGUGGUGGCAGCAUCAUGCUGUGGGGGUGUUUUUCAGUGGCAGGGACAUGGAGACUAGUCAGGAUCGAGGCAAAGAUGAAUGGAGCAAAGUACAGAGAGAUCCUUGAUGAAAACCUGCUCCAGAGCCCCCAGGUCCUCAGACUGGGGCGAAGGUUCACCUUCCAACAGGACAACGACCCUAAGCACACAGCCAAGACAACGAAGGAGUGGUUUCGGGACAAGUCUCUGAAUUGAGUGGCCCAGCCAGAGCCCGGACUUGAACCCCAUCAAACAUCUCUGGAGAGACCUGAAAAUAGCUGUGCAGCGACGCUCCCCAUCCAACCUGACAGAGCUUGAGAGGAUCUGCAGAGAAGAAUGUGAGAAACUCCCCAAAUACAGGUGUGCCAAGUGUCAUGACUGUCCUGUGAGGAUCACAAUGGAUCAGAUCAGAUUGGCAAUGGCUGACAAUAACCAGACCUUCUCUCACCCGCAAAGGGGAGGAAGGCACUGGUGUGGGGGUUUUGACACCUCCACGACAUGGAGAGGGAGAUAGAGACAAAAAUACACAUUCUCACAUUAAUCAUAUAGUUUGCAUACGAAUCGCCGCUCGUUUGGAAUAAGAAAUCAUGAAUGUAUUUACGUAUGGGUGUCUUUGUCAUGUAGUCCUGAACAGAACUACAAAGUUCACUCUUCCAUUCACUUCUGAAGCUGCUUAUUUGAAGAUAAGCCAGCCGUGCCGAUGGUUCCAGUGGGGGUAUGAGAGUAGCGUAUGGUGAUUUGAGACUCAUAGUAGGAUGGGAUGGUUUGAAGAGUUCAGCUAAUCAUUUGUACCAAUGAUUGUCUGAGAGGGGAGAUUGUCGCUUCUUCCUCCUCGUGUUGAUUAUUCAGGAUUCAGACCACUUUGAGCUGCAGCUCUUCGUCUCUCUGGUCUAAAGGAAGGUGAGUUUAUUUUUUCACCUCGUGUUGAGGUUCAAAGUUCCAACCAUUUCAAACAUGUAGCUACCGCUCCACACUUUUGUGGUCUAAUGUUAAUUUCGUUACCGAGGCUUUUUGGGCACUCUGGCCAAAGGGGAUGUCUCCAUCAGUCUGACAUGCUCUCUGACCUCACUUGGGGCGUGGCUACUUACUUAUACACAGUUUAUAGGAGAAAGAUUAUCUUAUACCUCCUAAAAUGACAUGUAUAUCUUAACAAAAAUACUUUCAUAAUUUGUCAUAUUAUAUGCACAACGUAUUGGAUGGAAACUUGACAGGUAAAGGGGAUAUACUUUCCAAGUUACAGUAUUUCAUCCAUACAGUUUUUAAUGACAUCACAAAAUGAAAACCAAUAUUACCCCACGCCAUCACACCUCCUCCUCCAUGCUUCACUGUGGGAACCACACAUGCAGAGAUCAUCUGUUCACCUACUCUGCGUCUCACAACGACACGGCGGUUGGAACAAAAAAUCUCAAAUUUGGACUCAUCAGACCAAAAUGACAGAUUUCCACCGGUCUAAUGUACAUUGCUCGUGUUUCUUGGCCCAAGCAAGUCUCUUCUUAUUAUUGGUGUCCUUUAGUAGUGGUUUCUUUGUAGCAAUUUGACUAUGAAGGCCUGAUUCACGCAGUCUCCUCUGAACAGUUGUUGUUGAGAUGUGUCCGUUAUUUGAACUCUGUGAAGCAAUUUCUGAGGCUGGUAACUCUAAUGAACUUAUCCUCUGCAGCAGAGGUAACUCUGGGUCUUCCUUUCCUGUGGCGGUCCUCAUGACGGCCAGUUUCAUCACAGCGCUUGAAGAAACUUUCAAAGUUCUUAAAAUUUUCCGCAUUGACUGACCUCAUGUCUUUAAGUAAUGAUGGACUGUUGUUUCUCUUUGUUUAUUUGAGCUGUUCUUGCCAUAAUAUGGACUUCGUCUUUUACCAAAUAGGGCUAUCUUCUGUAUACCAACCCUACCUUGUCACAACACAACUGAUUGGCUCAAACGCAUUAAGGAAAGAAAUUCCACAAAUUAACUUAACAAAACACACCUGUUAAUUGAAAUGCAUUCCAGGUGACUACCUCGUGAAGCAGGUUGCAAAGCUGUCAUCAAGGCAAAUGUGGCUACUUUGAAGAAUCUCAAAUAUAAAAUAUAUUUGGAUUUGUUUAUUUUUAUUUAACUAGGCAAGUCAGUUAAGAACAAAUUCUUAUUUACACUGACGGCCUACCCCAGCCAAACCCGGACCACGCAGGGCCAAUUGCGUGCCGCCCUAUGGGACUCCCAAUCAAGGACGGAUGUGAAAUGCAGCCAGGAUUAACACUUUUUCAGUUACUACAUGAUUCUAUGUGUUAUUUCAUAGUUUUGAUGUCUUCACUAUUAUUUUACAAUGUAGCAAAUAGAAAAAAAAAUAAGAAAAACUGUGGAAUGAGUAGGUGUCCAAACUUUUAACUGGUACUGUAUGUAAAUGUAAUCCGUUUUUAUAUAUAUACACACAUUUGUGAAAACAUUUCUAAAAACCUGUUUUUGCUUUGUCAUUAUGGGGUAUUGUGUGUAGAUUGAUGAGAAAAAAAAGGCUGUAACAUAACAAAACGUGGAAAAAGUCAAGGAGUCUGAAUACUUUCCGAAGGCACUGUAAGUGCACAUAGACACUUUAUAUUAUUUAUCUCAUCUUGAUUGAAUAGUGCAUUGUUGCAAAAGAGCUUUGCGAGUAAGCAUUUCACUGUACUGUUUACACCUGUUGUAUCCUGUGUACAUGACAAAUAAACAUAGAAACUUGAAA
Molecule: messenger RNA, 6658 nt
Organism: Salvelinus fontinalis (brook trout)
Lineage: Eukaryota; Metazoa; Chordata; Actinopteri; Salmoniformes; Salmonidae
Product: double-stranded RNA-specific editase B2-like
Exons: 10
Coding region: 222-2891 (889 amino acids)
Biological process (GO): adenosine to inosine editing; RNA processing
Cellular component (GO): cytoplasm; nucleolus
Molecular function (GO): tRNA-specific adenosine deaminase activity; double-stranded RNA binding; double-stranded RNA adenosine deaminase activity
Source: RefSeq, a predicted model, not a curated record